CUGCAACGUCGUUGACUUUCGGCACACAGACCAACAGAAAUGGCCCCUAGCAAGCCCACCGUCCCCGAGACCAUCCUCAAGAAGCGCAAGGCCACCGAGAAGGUUGCCGCCGAGCGUGCUGCCGCUGCUGUUCUCCGCAAGAAGGACAACGCCCAGAAGCGCAAGGUCAUCUUCAAGCGCGCUGAGCAGUACGUCCAGGAGUACCGCAGCCAGGAGCGCGACGAGAUCCGUCUCCGUCGCCAGGCCAAGGCCACCGGCUCCUUCUUUGUCCCCGCCGAGCACAAGCUUGCCUUCGUUAUCCGCCUCAAGGGUAUCAACAAGCUCUCGCCCAAGCCCAGAAAGAUCCUUCAGCUCCUCCGCCUGAACCAGAUCAACUCUGGUGUCUUUGUCAAGCUCAACAAGGCUUCGCUCCAGAUGAUCCAGUGGGUUGCUCCCUAUGUUGCCUGGGGUUACCCCAACCUCAAGUCUGUCCGCGAGCUCGUCUACAAGCGCGGCUUCGCCAAGGUCGACAAGCAGCGCAUUGCCAUCCACGACAACUCUGUUAUCGAGAAGGCUCUCGGCCAGUUCGGCAUCAUUUGCGUUGAGGAUCUGAUCCACGAGCUCUUCACCGUUGGCCCCAACUUCAAGCAGGCCAACAACUUCCUGUGGCCCUUCAAGCUCUCCAACCCCACUGGCGGUUUCAAGGGCAAGAAGUCGAUCCACUUCAUCCAGGGCGGCGAGAGCGGCAACCGUGAGCACUUCAUCAACAAGCUCAUCCAGGCCAUGAACUAAAUGGCCUCGACGGGCUGUCGAAGUGACCUGCAGGGAAAUCUCCUUGAUUCAUGACCCCGCGCUGUAUUCUGCAAAUACAAACGUGUUUGAUAGAGGAAACGCAGUGCCCAGACCUGUGCCAUCGGAUGGCUCAAUACACCGUGUGGACAUCCGCAAUACCCAA
Molecule: messenger RNA, 934 nt
Organism: Polychytrium aggregatum
Lineage: Eukaryota; Fungi; Chytridiomycota; Chytridiomycetes; Polychytriales
Product: ribosomal protein L30, ferredoxin-like fold domain-containing protein
Exons: 3
Coding region: 40-771 (243 amino acids)
Biological process (GO): maturation of LSU-rRNA from tricistronic rRNA transcript (SSU-rRNA, 5.8S rRNA, LSU-rRNA)
Cellular component (GO): cytosolic large ribosomal subunit
Molecular function (GO): RNA binding; structural constituent of ribosome
Source: RefSeq, a predicted model, not a curated record